CAUCAGCCUCGAGCUGUCAAAUCCCUAUCACGUCACAUUUGCACCGACUCCCUCUUGCAUCACAGUACACAAGGUGGUUUUCAGUAUCGAAGAACUUGGCAGCUAUGGACAAGGCUCCCGGACAAGAGGGCAGAGGAUCUAUUACCGACUGGGUCAAACCGGGUGACAAGAGCGGCGAAUUCAAGCGCCAAACCUCAGUGUUUAGAAACUGGAUCGAGAACAAGCCCAAUGCCGAAUUCCCACCAGAAAAAGGCCGAUACCAUCUCUACGUCUCUUAUGCCUGCCCAUGGGCGCACCGGACACUGAUUGUACGCCACCUCAAGGGUCUCGAAGACAUCAUUUCGUACAACAGCGUGCACUGGCACAUGGGCGAAAAGGGAUGGCGCUUUGCCACGCCCGACGAGCAGGUCCCAGGCGCCACGAAACCGGACCGGCUGCACAACGGAUACACACAUCUCCGCGACAUCUACUUUGAGCAGAACCCAGACUACGAGGGCCGCUUCACGGUGCCCACGCUGUACGACAAGAAGACGAACAAGAUUGUCAGCAACGAGUCUGCAGAGAUCAUCAGGAUGAUGUACACGGCUUUUGACGACAUCAUCGAUGAGAAAUAUCAAAACGUAGUCUUGUUCCCUGAGAACUUGCAGAAAGAGAUUGAGACGAUGAAUGAUUGGGUCUACAACGAUAUCAAUAACGGAGUGUACAAGUCGGGAUUUGCUACGACCGAGGAGGCCUACACAAAGGCCGUGACGCAACUCUUCCAGUCUCUGGACCGCGUGGAAGAGGCGCUCGCCCAGUCGUCAACCCCAUACCUCCUUUCGGCACCGCACGUCACAGAAGCAGAUGUCCGGCUUUAUACCACCAUUAUCCGCUUCGAUCCCGUUUACGUCCAGCACUUCAAGUGCAACAUUCGUGAUAUCCGCUCGGGAUACCCGCACAUCCACAAAUGGCUGAGGCAUCUGUACUGGGACUACCCUGCCUUCAAGGAAACCACAAAUUUCGAGCACAUCAAGAAGCACUACACCAAGAGCCACAGCCAGAUCAAUAAGUUCCAGAUUACGCCUGUUGGACCGCUGCCCGAUAUCUUUGCCAAGGACGACGAGGUGCCUAGUGUGAAGGCUGCGUUGAACAAGUAGGCACACCAUAUAUGUGUGUGUGUACAUGAAUAUAAAUACUUUUUUCUUUCUUCGUCCGAUAAAGACAUCACUA
This is a messenger RNA of Exserohilum turcica Et28A, 1209 nucleotides long. RefSeq lists its product as uncharacterized. The record is from RefSeq and is a predicted model, not a curated record. Gene Ontology annotation, molecular function: glutathione transferase activity. Bases 105 to 1136 code for a protein of 343 amino acids. NCBI's taxonomy places the organism in Eukaryota, Fungi, Ascomycota, Dothideomycetes, Pleosporales, Pleosporaceae. Gene Ontology annotation, cellular component: cytoplasm. The transcript has 4 exons.